AUGACAUUAUCAGGAGGUUAUGAGGUGCACUGUAAGUACUGUAAAACACACAAGUUUGUUUAUGAUAGUAUCAUGGGGACUUCUAAUGCUAAGAGACAUUAUCUAAAGUGCCCUUCUUAUUUAGAGUGCAUGUCUAAUAAUCCAAAUGGGCUUGCUGGUACUAAUUUUGAUCAAAAAACAUAUCUAAAAUUGUUUUCUCAAUCAAUAUUAUGUCAUGGAUAUCCUUUGUGUAUGGCUGAACAUCCUAGAACUAGAAGAUUGCAUGAUUAUCUGAAUCCAAAGGUCAAAACUGUUUGUAGAAAUACCAUGACUAAGUGUUGCAUGUGUGAGUAUAAUGGUUUAAAGAAACAAUUGUUUGAUACUUUAGGUGCGUCAACUUCUAGAAUAUGUCUCACUUCUGAUAUGUGGAGUGCAACUUUGAUUAGAGAGUGGGGUAUUGAAAAGAAAGUUUUUACAAUUACGGUAGAUAAUGCAACUAAUAUGGAUGUGUUUGCUGCAAGAUUAGAGUGUGAUUUGAAUGCUUGUUCUCCUUUACCUUUGGAUGAGGGUUUGAGAGUUAUAAAUGGUUGUAUUGUGAAGGUUCGUGAGGGUGUUAAGUACAUUACACUUACUGAAGGUCGAAAAAUCAAAUUUAAGCAAUGUGUAGUGGCUACUAAUUCGGAUUUAAAAUUAAAGUUAAAAAAAGAUGUGUCCACUCGGUGGAAUUCUACCUUUUUAAUGCUUGAAAGAGAAUUGUUAGCUAAAGAAGAUAUUGAUAUGUUUGCUAAAAGAGAUAGUAGUUAUGAGUUUUAUCUUUCGUCUCUUGAAUGGCAACAUAUUCAGUCAAUGUCUAACUUUUUUGAGCAUUUUUAUCUUAUCACAAAGCUGUUUUCUGGUUCUGAUUAUCCUACUGCAAACCAUUAUUUUGGUAAUAUUUUGAGUAUUGAAAAGCUAUUACAUGAUGUCCAUGUUGAUGAGGAUCUUAUGAUACAAAUAAUGGCUAGUACGAUGCAAGGUAAGUUUGACAAAUAUUGGAGCAAUUAUUCUGUCAUCUUAUCAUUUGGUGUGAUUUUUGACCCUCAUUACAAGCUUGAUUCUGUGAAAAACUCGUAUUCUAUUUUAUAUGUUGAUGAUGAAGCUUAUAGUAAAGCACAAAUUGUGCUUUCUGAAUUUAUUGAGAUGUACAAUUUUUAUGUGAAAUCUUCAACACCGUGUGCUUCAUCCUCAUCUUCAUUACAAAGCAUAUCAAGAUCUCCUUUGCCUCUUGCCUCUUCUACACCAUUUAAGACCGGUGAUAUUUAUAAGAAUUUUCGUGCAACGGUAGCUCCAAGUAGAGUUGGUGCAUCUGAAGUUGAUGCCUAUUUGAGUGUUCCAUUGAGGAAACAUAUUUCGGGAGAGGAACUUGAUAUCCUUGAUUAUUGGAAAGAGCAAUCUGCCUCUUAUCCGAUUCUUUCUCGAAUGGCAAAAGAUGUACUCGCCAUUCCUAUAUCCUUCGUUGCCUCAGAAUCUUCGUUUAGCAUGGGUGGUCGAAUCUUGACCAAGAUAAGGAGUUGUCUAUCGGAUAAACACCUUGAGGCUUUGGUUACAUCUAAAAAUUGGUUGGAUGGUUAUGACGAAGAAGAGUAUGAAUAUUGUGAACUUGACACCGAGCCUUCCAACCUUGAUAUCUGA
Spinacia oleracea (spinach) is the source of this 1650-nucleotide messenger RNA. RefSeq names its product zinc finger BED domain-containing protein RICESLEEPER 2-like. Bases 1 to 1650 code for a protein of 549 amino acids. The transcript is spliced from 4 exons. Gene Ontology annotation, molecular function: protein dimerization activity; DNA binding. Lineage: Eukaryota; Viridiplantae; Streptophyta; Magnoliopsida; Caryophyllales; Amaranthaceae. The record is from RefSeq and is a predicted model, not a curated record.